AUGGUGCUGUCGAAUAAGAAGCUGAAGCAGAAGAUUCGAGAAGAUGUGGUUAAAUCUCUAUCGGUCGCGCUAUCCGAAACCAAUCCAGACCCCGUCCCUAACUCGCAACCUCACUCUCUCAAAGAGCUCCUUGAUUCAGCCAGCCACAAGCCCCGAUUGUCGAAGCGAGAGAAACGAAGAAACAGCGAAGACGAACCCAAUGACGGAAUCCGAGAGAAGAAGGAAGUUGAGAAUGUUGGGACAAGCGAGAAAACUAAUCAGAAGAAGAGGAAGAGAGACGACGCCGCUGUGGAAGGCGAGUUAGGCGAUGGAGAUGAAGGAACUAAGGAAGGGGAAACUCCACAGCAGAAGAAGCCGCAGAAGAAAAAGAAGAAGAAGCAGAAGAAGAAACGAAAGGCAAACAAAACGCCAAACAAGGCUGAGGAAGCCAAUGUAGAAGAGAAGGUUAAGGUUGAAGAGGUUCAAGCUGAUACAGAGCCUAAAGAAGAAGAUGGGGUUGUUCCUAGGAAGCUAUACGUUGGUGGAAUCCCUUAUCAGAGCACAGAGGAUGAGAUUCGUAGCUACUUCAGAAGCUGUGGGGUCAUCACAAAAGUUGACUGCAAGAUGCGUCCUGAAGAUGGCGAAUUCAGUGGGAUUGCUUUUAUCACCUUCGAAACUGAAGAUGGGGCUAAACGUGCUUUGGUUUUAGAUAGAGCUGCAAUGGGUGAUCGAUAUUUGACAAUCCAGCAGUACGUGAAAACCACACCUUCGAUUCCCAGAAGAAGAGAAUCUUCUGGCUUCGUUCCAGAAAUGGUGGAUGGUUAUAACAGGGUAUACGUAGGGAACUUAGCCUGGGACACAACCGAGCUUGACAUACGGAAACUCUUCUCUGCCUGCGUAAUAAAGUCAGUGCGGCUGGGGAAAAACAAAGAAACGGGGGAGUUUAAAGGGUAUGCGCAUGUGGAUUUCAAGGAUAGCGUGUAUGUGGCCAUGGCGCUUAAGCUGGAUCAGCAGGUUGUCUGCGGAAGACCUGUCAAGAUUUGCUGUGCUCUUAAAGAGAGACCAGCAGGAGAUCACAGUACUAUUCCUACACCUGAGGAAACGAACAAUGUUGAUUCGUAUAACAUGGAAGAGACUUAUGCUGCUGCUGGUCCUGUGCCUAGUGAAGCCAAUGAUGGGAACUACUUUACAGCCACGGUUGGGAGCGGCAAGAUCAAGAGGAGGGUUUGUUUUGAGUGUGGAGAAAAGGGUCAUCUUUCUACAUCCUGUCCCAAGAAGCUUCAAAAUGCUCCUGAGCAGGCAUACACAAAGCUGGAUCAAGAGACGAGAAGCUAUGAUCCAACUCCGGCUUUAGCUGUGCCUAGUGAAGUUUAUAACGGAAGCUACUUUACAAGCACGAUUAGCAGCAGUAAGGACAAAAGGAGGAUCUGUUUUGAGUGUGGAGAAAAGGGUCAUCUUUCUAUAGCAUGUCCCAAGAAGCUUGGAAAUGCUCAUGAUCAGGCAAACACAAGGCUGCAUCAAGAGACUUUUAAGGAAAGACCAGCUGUGGGAAGCUAUGAUCUUCCAACGAGCGGUGGUGGUGCUGCUGCUACAAAUGAAGCUAAUAGUGGAAGCUUACCAUCCGCUGCUAGCGUUAGUAAGGUCAAAAGCAGGUCCUGUUACGAGUGUGGAGAAAAGGGUCACCUUUCUACAGUUUGUCCCAAGAAGCUUCAAAACGCUAAUCACGCAAACUCUAAGCUGGAUCACCAGACUGUUGAAGCAGGACCGGUUCAGGCAACAAGCUAUGCUUCUGUGAACAAUGGUGCUUCUUACAUGGAUGAGACAUAUGCUGCUACUGAUCCGAUAUCCUCCGUUGCUGCCACAAAUGGAGCUAAUGACGGAAGAUUAGCAUCUGCGGUUAGCAUUGGCAAGAUCAAGAGGAGAAUAUGUCACGAGUGUGGAGUAAAGGGUCAUCUUUCUUCAGCUUGUCCUAAGAAGCAGCAAAAAUAG
This is a messenger RNA of Microthlaspi erraticum, 1968 nucleotides long. The record is from the annotation of a GenBank genome assembly. Lineage: Eukaryota; Viridiplantae; Streptophyta; Magnoliopsida; Brassicales; Brassicaceae.